AUGGAAACACAACCAUUUGAUAACUCCACCAUGAUGGAACUUCUUGAGGAAGAAGAGCCAAUUUGUAUUGAAUCAACAUUUCUCACAAUGCGAGUGAUGGAGAACUAUCUGAAAUCGUUCGAGUAUUUUCUACUGGUAUCCUGCUUCUUUUCCACUUUUUUGCAGAUCUAUGUACUGCUGAAAGCCGUCAAGUACAUCAGAAGAGGUACCGGUGACGAAUGUCUUCACGUUUUUCUAUUGAGUAUGACCCUGGGAGAUCUGCUGUUAACGUGCUUCUGCUACCCGAUUGAGCAACUCCGUGAACAGGAAAUUAUCAAACCGCCACAAUGGAUUAACAUUGCACAACACUUUCUAACAUGGGUCGGAUUAUCGGCAUCAUCGUUAAGUCUGAUUUGUUUGAAUGCUGACAAACUCAUGUAUUUCAAAUUCCCAUUGAGAUACGCCAACAUGGUUACCUCGUUUAAAGGUGUCUCGUUGGCUUUGUUCGUAUGGUUUGGAUGCAUCGUUUUUGUGACUCUCUGCUGGUGGUUGGAAUGUUUCACCUGCGAAGAGGACUGCCGUCAAUUGAUGAUUCUCCCCAACAAAGUGGUCAUGUACAUCGCGUUCACUGUUUCGGCCUGUAUUGCUCCGAGUCUCACUUCCCUUGGUGUUGCCAUUUACAUUUUGAAUGUUGUGACGACUCAUCGGAGCAAACUUUCUGAUGAAAAUGGAAAUUCUUCCCACGCCCUUGCCACUCGACUCCGAACCUUUUACUUCAUCUUCAUGACCACUAUCUUCACCGUCGGAACCUUGCUACCAUACAGAAUUUACAACAUUCAACGUCAACUGACGCCAAGGGAAACAGGAGAUAUCAGUUGCGGAAGUAUAAUCUUUUCGUGGACUUGUCUUUACCUAGUUUCUCUCAAUGCGAUCCUGAACCCAAUAAUCACUGUCACCGUAUUACCACAAUACCGUUUCCGAUGGCUUUGCAAAAAACUCGGAGGCGGUUCCUCGCCAACUGCCGUAUAUGUUUAG
Caenorhabditis briggsae is the source of this 1014-nucleotide messenger RNA. RefSeq names its product Protein CBR-AEXR-3 (gene Cbr-aexr-3). Gene Ontology annotation, cellular component: membrane. Bases 1 to 1014 code for a protein of 337 amino acids. The transcript is spliced from 8 exons. The record is from RefSeq and is a predicted model, not a curated record. Gene Ontology annotation, biological process: neuropeptide signaling pathway. Lineage: Eukaryota; Metazoa; Nematoda; Chromadorea; Rhabditida; Rhabditidae. Gene Ontology annotation, molecular function: neuropeptide receptor activity.